Molecule: messenger RNA, 228 nt
Organism: Rhizophagus irregularis DAOM 181602=DAOM 197198
Lineage: Eukaryota; Fungi; Glomeromycota; Glomeromycetes; Glomerales; Glomeraceae
Source: RefSeq, a predicted model, not a curated record
AUGAAUUUUUUAUUGAUCAGCCAGAUCAGGGUAAAAAAUAUUCAAUAUCAUAUAUUGGUGAAGUUCUUAGAAUGUAUGGAAUAUCUCAAUAUCCAAAUACAAUGGAUUAUAUCAUUGUUUUUCAAGAAAUAUAUUGUAAAAAAUGUGGUAAGAAGUAUACAAAUAUAAUUAAAGAAUGGUGUGAAUCAUGUCAAAUAAUUUAUUUUAAAGAAAAUUUGGUCAGCAGUG